AUGCCGCACCCAGACGCACGCAAAUCCAGAAGUGAGGUUAAGACAGCGCCGGCGCGGUCGUGGUCGCGAUCGAGGAGUGGGCAGCGGCCGCCGUCGCUGCCGAGGGUGAAAUCGUCGCAACGCCUAAUCCGCACAAUCAGCAUUGAGGGCCGCAGCCACGACGGGCGGGCGGAGGAGGGCCGCGCAGAGGACGGGGACGACGGGUUGCUGCGACUGGCGUUUGGAUCGGAGAAGCAGCAGUACAUCGAAGUGCCGUACGUGAAGGCGACGCUGGACGCAUCGCUGCCGGAGGAGUAUCUGCGGCAGGACGUGGUGAACAUGACAUGGAACCUGCAGGUGCCGAAGUGGUACCGGCCGGGGACGCGGGUGGCGCCGGAGGAGGUGAAGCUAGUGAUGAUCACGGGGACCAUGACCAACGCCAUCUUCAAGGUGGAGCACCCGCGGCUGCCGAGCCUGCUGCUUCGAGUGUACGGACCGAACGUGGAGUCGAUCAUAGACCGGGACUACGAGUUGCAGACGCUUGCGCGGCUGUCGCGCCAAAACAUCGGCCCGUCGCUGUACGGAUGUUUUAUGAAUGGGCGCUUUGAGCAAUUCCUGGAGAACGCCACUACGCUUACGAAGAAGGAUAUCCGCGACUGGAAGACAUCGCAGCGGAUUGCACGGCGGAUGAAGGAGUUCCACUGUGGGGUGCCGCUGCUAGACUGGGAGAAGACGCACUACACGGUGCUGGCCCGCAUCGACAAGUGGCUGAAGAAAAUGGGAGAUUCGAGCUGGAUCCAGAAGAAGGGCAAUUUACAGAGCACGCUAUUUGUGCAGGAGUGGUCGCAGUUCUUGGCUGUUUUCGAGCGGUACCGCGCGUGGCUGAAAUCGGUUGGGGAGCUGGAUCAGUCUUUAGUGUUUUGCCAUAACGACGCUCAGUACGGUAACUUGCUAUUUACCGCACCCGUUGUUGCUACGGACACCAGCUCAGUAGGCACGUCGACUAGUACGCCCGUUUCUGGAUCGCUAUUCCCUAGUGAAAGCAACAUCUCUCUGGAUGACAUCAUCCGGCCCUCCAUUCAUGAUCAGUCACAAGACUCAAAGCUGGUGGUGAUUGACUUUGAGUAUGCUGGACCGAACCCCGCUGCAUAUGAUCUUGCUAACCACCUAUCGGAGUGGAUGGCAGACUACCACUGUGCCGAGUCCUACAAAACCUUUGAGCACAAGUUUCCGAAGAAGGAGGAGAUCCUCAACUUCAUUUAUUCCUACACUUCCCACCUGUCAGCUAGUAAGCAGGACCCUAUUGACGAUAAGGUCCGUGAGCUCUACAACAGUAUAUUGAGAUGGAGGCCGUGUGUUUCACUGCAUUGGGCUAUCUGGGGGCUUAUGCAGAGUGGCGAGCUAGAUGAACCCAAAGAUCUUGCCGUAGCAGUUGAAGGAGCUGGCCCCGGGGGCGAGAAGUACAUUAUCACCGUCGAUGAUUGUGAGAGCAUUAACAGCAUUGAUUCCUGCCUGACCGACUGCUCAGCCGUAGAAGAGCCUACCGCGAAGGGUGCAGAUAUCCACUCCUUCGAUUAUGUCUCCUACACCAUUGAGAAAAUGUGCUUGUUCUACGGAGACCUUCUGCAGUUAGGUAUCUUAUCAAAAGAUGACUUACCGCCUGGAGUACAACCGAAGUUCCUAGAUAGUACCUUUUUGUAG
This is a messenger RNA of Eremothecium gossypii ATCC 10895, 1680 nucleotides long. Its product is annotated as choline/ethanolamine kinase. Gene Ontology annotation, cellular component: cytoplasm. Gene Ontology annotation, molecular function: ethanolamine kinase activity; choline kinase activity. The coding region runs from base 1 to 1680 and encodes 559 amino acids. The record is from RefSeq and is marked provisional. NCBI's taxonomy places the organism in Eukaryota, Fungi, Ascomycota, Saccharomycetes, Saccharomycetales, Saccharomycetaceae. The transcript has a single exon. Gene Ontology annotation, biological process: phosphatidylethanolamine biosynthetic process; phosphatidylcholine biosynthetic process.